CGGCUCUACUGUGCAGAAGAACCUGCUCCUCGGUCCUACCUGUUCCUCAAUCCAGUGGUGUCCUGCUUUCACCGGCCAUCUGCUCUCCCCAUCGCUGGCAUCUUCAUCUCUAGUCAUCUCCUGCACUAUGUCUGCAGUCUCUGGUCAUGUCCGCAGUCUCUGGUCAUCUGUAGUAUGUCUGCAGUCUCUAGUCAUCCCCUGUACUAUGUCUGCAGUCUCUGGUCAUCCCCUGUACUAUGUCUGCAGUCUCUGGUCAUCCCCUGUGCUAUGUCUGCAGUCUCUGGUCAUCCCCUGUACUAUGUCUGCAGUCUCUGGUCAUCCCCUGUACUAUGUCUGCAGUCUCUGGUCAUCCCCUGUACUAAGUCUGCAGUCUCUGGUCAUCCCCUGUACUAUGUCUGCAGUCUCUGGUCAUCCCCUGUACUAUGUCCGCAGUCUCUGGUCAUUCCCUGUACUAUGUCCGCAGUCUCUGGUCAUUCCCUGUACUAUGUCCGCAGUCUCUGGUCAUUCCCUGUACUAUGUCCGCAGUCUCUGGUCAUCCCC
Staurois parvus is the source of this 540-nucleotide messenger RNA. Lineage: Eukaryota; Metazoa; Chordata; Amphibia; Anura; Ranidae. The record is from the annotation of a GenBank genome assembly.